AUGCCUGUCGCUGCCGUCGCUGCGCGUCGCUGGGCAUGCCCGCCGCGCCUGCCCGGCCGCAGCGCGCUCUCGCCUCUCCGCCCGCAUCUGGCGCGCUGCCUGGCAAGCGACGCUGCGCCGCCCAAGCCGCACUAUGUCACCACGCCCAUCUUCUACGUCAACGCUGCGCCGCACAUCGGCCACCUGCACAGCAUCGUCCUCGCCGACGUCGCCUCGCGCUGGGCCGCCUGGCGCGGCGGGCCCGGCAGCCGCGCGCUCCUCGCCACGGGCACCGACGAGCACGGCCUCAAGAUCCAGCGUGCUGCCAGCGCGAAUGGAGAGGACGCCGCGGCGCUGUGCGCUCGAGUCAGCGGCACGUUCCGCGAGCUGGCGUCGGCAUGCGGCAUCGCGGAGCACGUCUUCAUCCGCACGACGGAGGAGCGGCAUCGCGUCGCCGUGCAGGCGCUCUGGACGCGCCUGGCUGAGCGUGGCCACAUUUACAUGUCCACGCACGCUGGCUGGUAUGCCGUCUCGGACGAAGCGUUCUACACAGCCGCCCAGGUGCGUGAUGCUACGCCCGACGAAGGCGGCACGGGCAAGGUCAGCAUCGAAACGGGCACGCCCGUCGAGUGGUACGAGGAGGCCAACUACAAGUUCCGCCUCAGCGCCUUCACUGCGCCGCUCGUCGAGUGGCUCGAGAGCACGCCGGACGCGAUCCUGCCGCCGUCCAGACACGCAGAAGUGCUCGCCGAGGUGCGAACAGGCCUCAGUGACUUGUCAAUAUCGCGGCCUCGCGCGCGCCUGGAGUGGGGCAUCCCCGUCCCGGACGACGCCGACCACAUGAUCUACGUCUGGGUCGACGCCUUGACCAAUUACCUCACCGUCACGGGAUACCCUUGGGCAGAGAGCGGAGCGGGAGAGGUGCCGGCUGGGUCCGCAUGGCCCGCAGACGCACACAUCGUGGGCAAGGACAUCGUCCGCUUCCACGCCGUCUACUGGCCCGCCUUUCUCAUGGCCGCCGGCCUGCCCGUGCCGCGGCACAUCGUGACGCAUGGGCAUUGGACGAUGAACCACUCCAAGAUGUCCAAGAGCCGCGGCAAUGUUGCCGAUCCGUUCGAGAUGCUGCAGCGCUUUGGCGUCGACGAGGUGCGGUGGUUCUUGAUGCGUCUCGGCGGCGGCCUCGCCGACGACUCGAACUGGAGCGAGAGUACGCUGAGAGAGUACUACAAGAAGUACCUGCAGGGCCAGCUGGGCAACCUGCUCUCGCGCAUGGUGGCGCCCAAGGUUCAGGCACGCCUCUUCGAGGACGAGCACGAGCAGGUGGCUGUCAUCAAGCGGCCCGAGCCGAGCCCGGCGGAUGAGAAGCUGCGUGGUCUGUUGAGCGAGGCGCCGAAAACAUUCGCUGCGCACAUGGCCGCGUAUGAGCUCGCAAAGGCGCUCGAGGUCGUCUCUGAGUUGUUGGCUGCGGCCAAUGAGCUCGUGGCGCAGCUCGAGCCCUGGCGGCCCAGCGCCGACCGCGACGCUGUGCAGCGAGCGCAGUACAUGGCGCUCGAGACACUGCGCAUCUCCUCAUGCCUGCUGGCUCCCUCAAUGCCGGAUCGCAUGGCGGCACUGCAGGCCUCGCUGCAGCUCGGCGCAGACGAGACGACGUGGCAGAGCUGCCUGGCACUGCGGCCCGAGGUGCGCGUCGAGCGCAGCGACGCCAAGGUCGCGCCACUCUUCCCACCCUUGCCGGAGCCGGUGCAGGUGCAGAAGCCGCAGCUCAGCAGCGCACCGCGCAAGAAGCUCAAGCAGCAGGAGCGGCGACAGCGGCAGGCGCGAUAA
This is a messenger RNA of Tilletiopsis washingtonensis, 1803 nucleotides long. RefSeq lists its product as hypothetical. Gene Ontology annotation, biological process: methionyl-tRNA aminoacylation. NCBI's taxonomy places the organism in Eukaryota, Fungi, Basidiomycota, Exobasidiomycetes, Entylomatales. Gene Ontology annotation, molecular function: ATP binding; methionine-tRNA ligase activity. The transcript has 7 exons. Bases 1 to 1803 code for a protein of 600 amino acids. The record is from RefSeq and is a predicted model, not a curated record.